AUGGCCGGAUCACAAGAUAGAAGGAAGCCUUUUAAGGGCAAAAAGUUCCAUAAGGAUCUUAGAGAUUAUAAGAAUCAAGAAAUCAAAAGAUCUCUUGUUCAUAGAGCCCGUUUAAGAAAGCAGUACUUCAAGCUCCUUGAAGAAGAGGGAGAAGCUGCCCCAAGACCUGAAGAUUCCGAGAACAGAGAUGGCCUGAGUGACGGCAGCGAGGAGGAAAACUCCGAUUCUGAUGAAGGAUCCGAUACUCCAAGAGAAAACUCAUCUUCAGUGAAACACAAGGCUCCAUUACCACCCCAAAAGGCACCUCCAAAAGUUGAACCAAAGAAAAAACCAAUGAACUUCACAGAAAGAGCUAAGGUUGCCAAAGAAAGAAAAGAACAUCAAAGAGAGGAGAAACUAAGGCGAGUCCAAGAAAGGAUACGUAACAUUGAACAAAAACAAAAGGAAAGAGAGAGGAGGAAAGAAAGCCUAUCGAGAAGAACCAAAUCUGGUCAACCUGUUAUGGGACCAAAGAUCAACAAUUUAUUGGAUAAGAUUAAGAACAAUCAAUAG
This is a messenger RNA of Candidozyma haemuli, 552 nucleotides long. RefSeq names its product Fyv5p (gene FYV5). The record is from RefSeq and is a predicted model, not a curated record. Bases 1 to 552 code for a protein of 183 amino acids. The transcript has a single exon. NCBI's taxonomy places the organism in Eukaryota, Fungi, Ascomycota, Pichiomycetes, Serinales, Metschnikowiaceae.